AUGCGCGUGCCUCCCUGGAUGCAAGGAUGCGACAUGGACGACAUGGACGACAUGGGCGACAUGGGCGACAUGGGCGACAUGUACGACAUGUACGACAUUUGCCGAAGGCCACUCUGCAUCACUUUGCCCGCACCGGGCGUUCUGGGCGGGCACACUUUUUCCUUCUUCGCCACCGCGCGCACACAGCGCCAUUUUGUGCCUUCUAGCGAGCCUGGGCCUCAUAACCUUCGCAACGUCUUCGGUCUUUGCUGUUUCCACUCCGAGCGCUCAGCAUACGUCGGUCCUCCAAACGGAGAAAAAAAAAAAGUCGGCCCGCCUCUCUUUCGGGUGCCCCAUGCAGCAGACUGGGCACAUUGCCGUGCCAUGCUGCGGCAUUAUCAGUGGUGGCGGACAUUGCAUCCUCGAACUGCUGCGACUGAUAACGCAACUUAUCUACGGGCCAAAACAAUCGCGAACUUCUAA
Messenger RNA from Clavispora lusitaniae ATCC 42720, 462 nucleotides. The record is from RefSeq and is a predicted model, not a curated record. NCBI's taxonomy places the organism in Eukaryota, Fungi, Ascomycota, Pichiomycetes, Serinales, Metschnikowiaceae.